AAAAGCGUUAAUUAACACAUUUCAGAUACUCACACGUGGACUUGCACCCCGGUUUCUGUGAGAGAAAAAAAGGGAAGACAGAAGAGCGCACUUCUCUUAUUUCUUUCGGACAUUGAGAUCUUCUGGUUGGAGGUCCUUUCUUCUUUUCUGGCCCACUGAAGCCACGACGAAGGAGUCAGCGCAUAGCUGGACGAUAAAGAGAACAGAGCUUCUCUCAGGUUCCAGCUUGCUCGUGACCUCGACUAAUCUACGAUUUCAUACGCCUGUGAUACCCCUUUCUCCUCGACCUCUGUCGACAGUCCAUAUAAUCCGAAAUCCAGCGUUCAUGUCGUCGACGGAAGAAUCCCCCGCGCAGCAGGCGGCGCGUCUGCGUCGAGAACGUCGAGAAGCAAAGAUCAAGGCUGGAGGAUCAGCGCGAUUGGAUAAAAUCAGCAGUUUGAGCGGACGGACACCGGUGAGCGAGCGCGAAAGUGCUUCUCCCUCCCCGGCUCCAAGGGCGCCUACACCUCCCAUCGUCCUGCCGUCCGAACCGCAAAGCGAGAAUGAGUCUCGUCGCCGAUCUGUGUCGCCCUUCCCGCCUGCUCCUAUCGGCAUGGGCGCAGAGCAGUCCCCGGAGAGUAUACAGGCGCAGCAGGAAUACCUACGAGCGUUGCUACGGGCGCAUCCGCCGAACCAGCCACAGGCCCCGGUCGAGGAGGAUCCUACGAUGAAGCUACUGAGUUCGCUGAUGGGCGGUCUUCCGAUGGGCGACGCGGCAUCGGGAGCAGGGGCGGGAGCGACCCCGGAUCUGUCCCCUGCUGAUCUGUCCUCCGCACUGGGGGUACCGCCCUUUCUGUCCAAGUUGCUGCUAGGUGGCGGCGGAUCGCAGGUUCAGACACCCGCAGAGCAGCGGUGGCAGUGGAUCCUGAAGGUGCUGCACGCGGUGUUUUCGUUUGCGCUGGGAGUGUAUCUGCUCCUGGUCAUCGGCUCGUCGGUGGAAACAUACGGAAGCCGGCCGCCGCCUCCGGCCACGGCGCAGAGUCCCUUUGUGAUCUUCAUGACGGGGGAGUUGCUGCUGAACGGGACGAGGCUGCUGGUGCGGAAGCGCGAGGGGCCGCUGGGUGGAUUGGGAGUCGGGCUGGAGGUGGUGCGGGCAGUGGUGCGAGAUGGCAGCGUGGCUCUCUUCGUGCUGGGGAUGGGGAGUUGGUGGUAUGGAGGAUGGCAGCAGAUACGCGAGUGACAUCGCUUUCCUUAUGAGGUAUUAUUAAGUAUUAUGGCAACCUCUCCUGGAUGAUCAAGAAUAUAAUAACAUCAUGGAUAAAAUGAGCCUAGACGAGAUACCAGUAUUAAUCGAUCAUCACAUCAGUCAAUGGAUCAAUAGUAUACUAAUACUAACAGCCUUCCGGA
Molecule: messenger RNA, 1386 nt
Organism: Paecilomyces variotii
Lineage: Eukaryota; Fungi; Ascomycota; Eurotiomycetes; Eurotiales; Thermoascaceae
Exons: 2
Coding region: 326-1219 (297 amino acids)
Biological process (GO): retrograde vesicle-mediated transport, Golgi to endoplasmic reticulum
Source: RefSeq, a predicted model, not a curated record